AUGGCCACGCAGCCCCCAACACUGCACAAAAGAAGAAAAACAAAAAGAAGAAGCGAAAACAUAAACAUGGAGGCGCACCGGACGGCCAGCUCAACAUCCCAUAGCUCGUUCCGUCGCGACUGCUGUGCGGUGGUGUACAAUAAACUUGGAUGGCCAAGGUGUGGUGAAAAUGCCGGCAGGAUAUGCACGCAUGCCCCGUGGAAUGCAUGGAUCCAAGUAGCAGUCCCUUCGUCUAUCCUGGAGAGGGAAAAAGCGCGUCGGGAGGCUAGCAUGACCUUCAACGGCAUGGCCAGUAUGAUUAUUGCCACUCAUCACAAAAGUGUGGCAUGUACCGUCGGCUCUACGAUGUUUAAUCGCGUCGAGCAAGAAGAUAUCUCGGGCUGCGGCAUCGCGCACAUCCAGCUAAGGGUUGGUUCAAGUGAAACGAGAAGGAAAGAAGUUGCCAUCACGCCAAGGAGGCCGCCAGUCCAAUCUGUGGCUGGAUGGAGAGAUUGCGAUCGACGGCAGAUACUUUGCAAGUGGUCGACAGCGCAAAGGUCGAGACAGCGAGAACUGGCAUGCCCUCGUGUCGGCCAUGGACUCAAAGUUACGUGCAUCGACCAGAGUUGGUUCGACUGA
Messenger RNA from Aphanomyces invadans, 618 nucleotides. RefSeq lists its product as hypothetical. The record is from RefSeq and is a predicted model, not a curated record. The coding region runs from base 1 to 618 and encodes 205 amino acids. Lineage: Eukaryota; Oomycota; Saprolegniomycetes; Saprolegniales; Verrucalvaceae. The transcript has a single exon.